AUGGGGGGGGCAUGGGGCGUUCGUUAUGGGGGUUCAGAUGGGGGGGCUCGGACCCUCCCGCCCACACCCCCCCCCCCCCCCCACCCCAAGGCCCCCCCCCCGAGGCUGCUGCGGUCUCUGAGUCCUGCUGCCCCCCCCCGGCACCUCCAUAACCGAGUCCGGGAGCACCAGAAACUGUUCCAGGAGGACAAUGGGCUCCCCGUGUAUCUCAAGGGGGGGGCCAUGGACUCGGCCCUUUUCCGCCUGACCUCCCUCAUCUGUACCGGGGGUACCUGUUACUCGCUGUGGUGCCUGGGUCAGGCCUCAAGAGCCAAGAAGCCCUGACCCCCCCAUGG
Molecule: messenger RNA, 335 nt
Organism: Neopsephotus bourkii (Bourke's parrot)
Lineage: Eukaryota; Metazoa; Chordata; Aves; Psittaciformes; Psittacidae
Product: cytochrome c oxidase subunit 7A1, mitochondrial-like
Exons: 3
Coding region: 1-324 (107 amino acids)
Biological process (GO): regulation of oxidative phosphorylation; mitochondrial respirasome assembly; mitochondrial electron transport, cytochrome c to oxygen
Source: RefSeq, a predicted model, not a curated record